AUGCCGGCCGAAUCGCAUCGUCUCGCAGCCACUGAACUACUCAAAGCGUUCAACGACAACCAACUGACAAUCGAGGACUACGCAAAGUCUUUGCUAAAGCGUAUUGAAGAGCGCGAUGGCGUUGUGAAAGCAUGGGCGUAUCUGAAGCCGGAACAGGUCUUGGAACAAGCCCGAGCACUUGACAAGGUGCCUAAAGACCAGCGAGGACCACUGCAUGGCAUUGGCGUGGCGAUCAAAGAUGUAAUCUACACGAGAGGCAUGCCGACGCAGCUCGGCUCACCCAUCUUCGAGAACGAUCAACCAGAGGUAGAUGCAGCAAGUGUCAAGAUGCUUCGCUACGCUGGUGCUCUAAUCUUAGGCAAGACGACGACAACAGAAUUCGCCGCAAGUACUGUUGGCACAAAGACGACCAAUCCGCAUGAACCCGGUCGUACACCAGGAGGGUCUUCUUCUGGCUCAGGCGCAGCAGUCGCUGACUUUCAAGCAACCCUGGCUCUGGGUACCCAGACAGGUGGCUCUAUCAUACGACCUGCUAGCUUUAACGGGACAUUUGGCAUGAAACCGACAUGGAAUUCGGUUUCUCGAGAGGGGCAGAAGAUCUACAGUCUCGACCUCGACACGUUAGGCUGGUAUGGACGAUCAGUAGAGGAUCUCAAACUCUGCGCUGAUGUCUUUGGCCUGGAGGACGAUGAAGUGCCUCGAUCGGUUUCUGAUGUGCGGGGGCUCAAGGUGGCAUUUCUUAAGACCAUGGUAUGGGAUCGUGCUGGGCCUGGCACUCAGAAAGCGUUCAACACGGGCAGGCAGAUGUUGGAGGAGGCCGAAGCACAGAUCGAAGAUACCAGCUUCCCGGAUGAGUUUGACAAACUACCUGACUGGCAUACGUGCUUGAACUACAGUGAAGGCAGUGUGUACUUCAGGCCAGAGUACCAGUACGCCAAGGGCAAGCUCGGUGACUUUCUGGUCGGCAUCGCGGAAAGAAAGCACGGAUACACGCGAAAGGAUUUCCUGGAAGCGUCUGACGGUAUCGCUGCACUACGACCGAAGUGGGAUGCGAUUGCUGAGAACUACGAUGUGGUCGUCGUGCCGUCCGUGCCAGACGAAGCGCCAGAGGGCCUUUCGAGCACGGGCAAUGCCAUCUUCAACGCACUCUGGACGGCACUGCAUGUGCCUGUGAUCAACAUCCCGGCUUUCACUGGAGAACAUGGAAUGCCGAUUGGUUUGACUCUGACAACCGCUCGAUACCAGGACCAAGCACUGCUAGAGGUUGCAAAAGCAGUCAGCAGAGUGUGGAUCAAAGAGUGA
Messenger RNA from Fulvia fulva, 1302 nucleotides. RefSeq names its product Glutamyl-tRNA(Gln) amidotransferase subunit A. The transcript has 2 exons. The record is from RefSeq and is a predicted model, not a curated record. Lineage: Eukaryota; Fungi; Ascomycota; Dothideomycetes; Mycosphaerellales; Mycosphaerellaceae. Gene Ontology annotation, molecular function: catalytic activity. Bases 1 to 1302 code for a protein of 433 amino acids.